UUCAGAGGAAUAUCGGAAGUUUGGGUUCCAUUCCACGUUAGGAAGUUCGUCCUUUGUGUGAGAGCGAUGCAGUCUGGUCUCCACCCACUCGGUGCAGCGCUCGGGGGAGGAGACAUUUCUUAUUACGCAGGCGCACAAAUAGGGAGGGGGAAUCUUGGUGGCCCGUGAAGUGCGACGUCCCUCCUAGUCCAUGGCACAACAUCGUACGACAAGCAAUAUCUUUUUACGACUGGUAACGACGGCUGUUUUCCUCGUUGCUCCGCGACGGGCCGUUUCUUCCCAGUUAUAUCUUGGAACCGAAUUUAGUUGACGAAGGUUCUCUCAGAUUAUUUUAACUUCUGUACAACAUGGAUACUGAACAGAUUAUCGAGGGACAGCCACAGGUUCCAGAAAAUCCACAUGCAGAAUAUGGCCUUACGGAAAAUGUAGAGCGGAUAGUGGAAAAUGAGAAAACAAGUGCAGAAAAAACAUCGAAGCAGAAAGUGGAUCUUCAGUCAUUACCUACACGUGCAUAUCUGGAUCAGACAGUUGUCCCUAUCUUAUUACAAGGCCUUGCAGUCCUUGCAAAGGAGAGGCCUAUAAACCCUAUAGAAUUUUUAGCGGCAUAUCUGUUAAAAAAUAAAGCACAGUUUGAAGACAGGAAUUAAAUUCAUCUGGAGAUUGACAAUUGAUUGCUAUGUUCUGUACUAAAAACAUGAAUCAUUGUCUUAUGCAUAAAACCUGCAAAACCAAAAAUUCUCAUCUACAGACCAUUAAUUGAAUUAUUUAAUAAAAUACCUUAUAUAAAUUAUGAAA
Messenger RNA from Thamnophis sirtalis, 795 nucleotides. The record is from RefSeq and is a predicted model, not a curated record. NCBI's taxonomy places the organism in Eukaryota, Metazoa, Chordata, Lepidosauria, Squamata, Natricidae.